AUUUCACUCCAUGGAGUGAGACUGUGAUGGCAUAGACAGGACUCUGUGACAGUGACUGCAGUGACUGUGCGAUGACUGAUGCGAGCGAUGAUAAGGUCAAGACAGAGCCCUCAGUGGCGGUCACCUCAGAGCCCAUGACCAACAGUGACUCACUGAUGGCUGUGGUCUCCAAUUUGGUCGAUGAGAGACAUGUCAUGCAAAUGAUUGACUCGCAGACCAAUAUGUUGGCGCGCUUUGAGAAGAGCAAUGAGAUGUUAGUGAAUGUGAACGCAUUGGCGGUCAUCCGCUUCGACGCCGCCAACAGAGACCUCAAGAGGUAUACCCAGCAGUUGUGUGAUCUCCAGAAGGACUUGGAUUCCGUGUACCAUAGGAUCAAAUUCCUUCGCCUAAAACUCGCGCAACAAUACCCACAAGCCUUCAAAGCGUGUGGUAAUGUCUUCAAUCCAUUGGAUGAAGAGGAGGAGACCACUGAAGAUAUGAAAGGCAUUCAAUUGAAUGACUCGUAAUGUGUUUGCAAUUGAAGUAAAACUAAUUGAUAUGAAACUGAUUGUCAAACAAGUGAUUAAGUGAACGACGGUUUGUAUGAAAUGCUAGUCAUAUGCAGAUAUAAGCCCACAUCCAAGUGGUCCCGAGAUAUACUGAUUGCUGCGAUCAUCACUUGACUAAUAUGAACAUCAUUUACCACUCAAUGAACUGAAAGUU
Molecule: messenger RNA, 702 nt
Organism: Oppiella nova
Lineage: Eukaryota; Metazoa; Arthropoda; Arachnida; Sarcoptiformes; Oppiidae
Source: the annotation of a GenBank genome assembly